Diachasmimorpha longicaudata is the source of this 2732-nucleotide messenger RNA. Its product is annotated as protein regulator of cytokinesis 1-like. The transcript is spliced from 3 exons. The record is from RefSeq and is a predicted model, not a curated record. Gene Ontology annotation, cellular component: cytoplasm; mitotic spindle midzone; spindle. Gene Ontology annotation, molecular function: microtubule binding. Gene Ontology annotation, biological process: mitotic spindle midzone assembly; microtubule cytoskeleton organization. Bases 195 to 2165 code for a protein of 656 amino acids. NCBI's taxonomy places the organism in Eukaryota, Metazoa, Arthropoda, Insecta, Hymenoptera, Braconidae.
GUCUGGCAGUUUACGAAGUCGAGACAAUCGGGAAGAACACGCCAUCAGUUUUAUCGAGUGUUUGAGUGGUUUUUUGAGGAUUAAAAUAUUUUGUUGAUGAUUUUUAGCUCAGGCAUUAAUGGAGUGAAUUUUAUUAGUUCAAGGAGUUCACGAAUUGCGAUUGAUUUUUUCUGGAUUUCGAGGGGUUUGACACCAUGGCUGAUCAUCAGCAGGGAGAGGCUUCAGAGUUAAUCGAGAAAAUAACUCAGGGGUUAAAGGAGACCAUUCCAGAGUUUUAUAAGGAGUGGGAGAUCGUGGGAUUUGAUGCUGUCACACAGAAAAAAUUCGAGAAUACUAUCGUUGCACACCAUCAGGCCCUCUGGUCCGAGAUGCUCACCGAGACGAAGCAACGAACAUCGAACCUCCUGGAGAGCAUUGAGACAUCAACUCAGAAACUUCAGAUCCUCAGCAAGGAGCUCAAAACCCAAGUGGACCUAUACUGCGAAGAGAUGGCCCUCCUGGAUGCCGACAGACACCUUCGGAGGCAGUUGCAAGAGCUAGAAGAGAUAAAAGAGUCCCGUCUCUCCCACCUGCAGGAUCUCCUCUCCAAAGAAAUGGAAAUUUGCGCAGUGAUGGGAUCCAAACCAGUAGGCUUGGAGAGUCCAGUUCCCUCAGAGGAACAGCUUCAAAAAUUCGAGAUCUACAUUUCAAACCAGGAAGCCGAGAUGCUUCGCCUGAAGACGGUUUUCAAAGAAGUCAGAAUGGAGAUAGUGAAGGCAAUGGAAGCAUUAGAUUAUUCCCCAAAGUUGGACUUCCAGCGUUUGGUCGUCAACGAUUACCACAACUUCGUCUUCAGUCCGUCAAAUAUGGACAAGCUGGAAAAAUUACGUGACGAAAUGUUGGAGAAAUUGUCCGCAGCAAAAGAGACAGUUGAGAGCAAGCGUCAGGAGCUGUUAUCUCUGCUGGAGUAUCUGGAAGUGCCCCAAACCGACUAUCAAGACUUCUUGGAGAAAAAUUCAGGCUGUGAUGCAAGUACAAUUUCCUUAUUGAAUAAGGAGAUUAAAAAAUGCAAGGAAAUAAGGAUGAAGAACAUGGAAAAAUACGUGGAAAAGAUCAGAGCGGACAUUAGGGACCUCUGGGACACCUGUAAAUUCGGUGAGAAACAGAGAAAUGCAUUCAAACCUUACAAGUAUCAAAACUACUCGGAGGACGUUCUGACACUUCAUGAAUUGGAAUUGGAGGAGCUGAAGAGAUUUUAUCAGCAGAAUGAGAAGAUCUUUCAGCUUUUUAAUCAGUACGAGGAGAUGUUCCAGAAGAUGGUGGAGCUUGAACUGAAAUCCGAUGAUCCCAAUAGAUUGAAUAAUCGAGGCGGCCAAUUACUGGAGGAAGAAAAGACCAGGAAAUUGCUCACAAAAAAUCUUCCCAAGACCGAGGCCAACCUCAAGGAACUUCUGGAUGAAUUUCACACUCAAAAUGGUGUGUUUUUUACCUUCGAUGGCCUCACCUUCGAGGAGUAUGUUCAACGAGAGGCGGAGAAAUGGAACGAGGAGAAGGAGAACCUCAGGCUGGCUAGGGCUAGAGCCAAGGACGUAAAGAAAUCUGGUAAAAAGACACCAGUGAGUGCUUCACGAAAGAAUCUCACAAGUGCUAUCAGUAUGAGGGGCAUUCAGAGUUCCGUUAAGCGCAAGCUACCGAUGGAUAAAUCACCAGUGAUAAUUGGUAACAAGAAACGCAUGGUCCAAAGUGAGAAGACAAGACCAACACUCGCCUGUGGCUCCAGAAUCAGGAGGAGUGGAAAAGUUUCGCGGAAAAUUUUUUCAAAUUCUUUGAAUAAAGAGAGCCCCCGUAGAAGAAAGACCCCGAAAAUCGUCGUGUCAGAUGUCUCCAACGAUACAUUGAAUAUUCAGCCUUAUGAGGUCUUUCAGGAACAUAUCUCCAGCAGAAAUGAACUCAGGAGUACUUUGCUGUCUGAACAAUUGCUGCAGAAUGUUCGUGGUGAAGGAAAGAAGAUGAAGACACCUGUUAAGACACCUGUGAAACCGUUGAGGAAGCACUUGGUAUCCUCUAGCACACCUCACAUAACUCCAAUGUCGGCUCCUCGCAGACCUUCCAGGAGCCCCAGGAUCACCAACACCCCCAGGCUCACUACAGCGCCUACCAAUGGGCUCUCUCACUUGAAAUUGUAGAGGAGAAGAGUUUCAUCAGUUUGUAUUAUUGAUUAACAUUGGUUAAAGUAGAUUAACGUCCGAUAACUCAUUUCGAUACUUUCUGUUUUAUUAUUUUUAUUUAUGCUUUUUAUUUUUUUAUCGGGGGCCACUAACAUAUUUUAUUGUAGCGUCUGCACAAGAGGGUGGGAGGGGGGGUGAUUAUUAUGCCUUUAUUGUUAGGGUAGAGUGGAGAGGGAAACUGACAUUUUCGUUGUUAUUAAUCGUAAAGGCCUUUGUGACACUGGCUUUUUUAUACUGAAAUAUCUAGCCUUGUAUAUAGAUUCCCUGAUGCAAUAAACGCUUCUUAAUUCAACAAUGAGUGGUUUUUCAUUGUUUUAUUGUUGUUUACGUGGGAUUUAAGCUGUUUUGGCGGUAAAUUUAUGUCCUGUGGGUUAUGAAUAUUUUCAAGUUAUUGGGGGCAACGGAUUCUCACGCUGUGCUUCUUUAGAAAAAAGUGUUAUACAUAAAAUACUGAAAAGGUUUGAAGACAUUUUUUGUAAAAAAUUUUCAUGUCCAGAAAAAUAUGAGAAAGUCUAAAAUUUAUAU